AUGGCGCCGACCGGAGGAGGCAAUGUGAAGGUGGUGGUGCGUGUGCGGCCGUUCAAUAAGCGUGAAAUCGAGCGAAAUGCCGCCUGUGUGGUGCAGAUGCAAGGUGCGCAGACCGUCCUGUCACCGCCGCCAGACGCAGAUGCGAAAAAGGGCAGUAAAGGCAUAUACGACGGCAACAAGACCUUCAAGUUCGACAAGUCAUACUGGUCCUUCGACAAGAAUGACAAGCACUUUGCGGGCCAGGACAAUCUAUUCGGCGACUUGGGAACACCACUACUGGACAACGCUUUCGGAGGGUACAACAAUUGUAUAUUCGCGUAUGGACAGACAGGUUCGGGCAAGUCAUACAGUAUGAUGGGCUACGGCGAUGAGGCUGGUGUGAUACCGCGUAUUUGUCGAAACAUGUUCGAGCGGAUCGACCAGAUUCAGAAUGAUCCGAACCUGAAAUGCACAGUUGAAGUGUCGUACCUCGAAAUUUACAACGAGCGUGUUCGGGAUCUGCUUAAUCCGAAGACUAAGGGUAAUCUCAAAGUGCGAGAGCAUCCUUCGACUGGUCCAUACGUCGAAGAUCUGGCAAAGCUGGCAGUGCGGUCGUUCCCAGAGAUUGAGAACCUAAUGGACGAGGGCAACAAGGCCCGAACAGUUGCCGCAACCAACAUGAACGAGACCUCAUCUCGAUCUCAUGCAGUUUUCACCUUGACUCUGACACAGAAACGCCAUGAUAUCGAAACCAAUAUGGACACCGAGAAGGUUGCCAAGAUCAGUCUGGUCGAUCUGGCAGGCUCAGAGCGUGCUACAUCUACUGGUGCAACAGGGGCUCGCCUGAAAGAGGGUGCCGAAAUCAACAGAUCUCUAUCUACCCUAGGUCGAGUCAUAGCUGCCCUGGCUGAUCUCUCAUCUGGAAAAGCGAAGACGGUCAAGGUGCCGUACAGAGACUCGGUCUUGACUUGGCUGUUAAAGGACUCGCUCGGUGGCAACAGUAUGACUGCCAUGAUUGCAGCCAUCUCGCCCGCAGACAUCAACUUCGAGGAGACUCUGAGCACACUGAGGUACGCCGACUCCGCCAAACGCAUCAAGAAUCAUGCUGUGGUCAACGAAGAUCCGAACGCACGCAUGAUCAGGGAACUCAAAGAAGAGCUUGCUCAACUUCGAAGCAAGCUGGCUGGUGGGGCUGGAUCCGGUCCCGGAGAAGCUUCGUAUCCUGAAGGGACACCACUCGACCAGCAGUUCGUCACUAUCACGCAAGCAGACGGGUCAACGAAACAGGUCAGCAAGGCGGAGAUCAUGGAGCAGCUCGGCCAGAGUGAGAAGCUGUACAAGGAUCUCAACGAGACGUGGGAAGAGAAGCUGCUCAAGACAGAGGCCAUCCAUAAGGAGCGCGAAGCAGCUCUUGAAGAGCUCGGCAUCAGCAUUGAGCACGGCAAUGUCGGUAUGAGCACUCCCAAGAAGAUGCCUCAUUUGGUCAACCUCAGUGACGACCCACUUCUCGCGGAAUGUCUAGUGUACAAUCUGAAGCCAGGCAUCACGACAGUUGGCAACGUUGACGCGUCAGAAAGCUCAGAGAUACGGCUGAACGGCUCCAAGAUAUUAGCGCACCACUGCAAGCUUGAGCAUGCCGAUAACAUCGUCACUGUGGUCCCUGCUGAUGGUGCUGCCGUUAUGGUCAAUGGAAAACGGGUGGACAAGCCCACCAGAUUAAGAAGUGGUCAUCGACUCAUUCUUGGCGACUUCCAUAUCUUCCGCUUCAAUAAUCCGCUGGAGCAAAGGCCGAGCUUGGGCUCGCCAACACCCUUCCGUCCUGGCCACGAGCGGACGUAUAGUAAGGCUGGCUCGGACAUCGAUGCCGAUUCCAGUAGAGCCGAGUCACCUAUGCCAGGCCACCGAGAAUCUGACUGGUCUUUCGCACGACGAGAGGCUGCCAACGCACUCUUUGGGACUGGAGAGAAAAUCAACCAAAUGACUGAUGAUCAGCUGGAUGCGUUGUUUGAGAACAUCCAGAGAGCUCGGGAAGAACGUAGGGGGCGUCCGAUUCUUUCUGACAACGAAGACGAUUCAGAUGAGUUCAGCUCCUUUCUUGUUAGAGACAAGUACAUGUCUGGCGGUACCAUGGACAAUUUCUCGUUGGACACUGCCCUCACUAUGCCUGGUACACCUUCGUUAUCAGACGUCACAGACCAAGACGGCGAACUCACGCUCAAAGCCAACCAGCUUCAUAUGCCGGACAAGCUAGAUGUGCAACACGCACAAUUCGAAGGAGGACUCGAAGCACAACAGUCGCCGGGGAUCUCAGAUCUUGUUCAAGAGGAGCAGGCAGCAAAGAUGCGACAGGAACUCGAGCGCCAAAAGCAAGAGUUUGAAGAAGAGCUUCGUAAACAAAAAGAGGAGUUUGAAGACCAGAAGCGCAAGUGGGAGAUCGAAAAGCGUGCCGGGCGACCUCCAGAGCUUACUGCGGCAGAGAAGUCGACCGCUCGACUGGUCGUGGACAAAUGGCAGCAGCGGAAAAAUGUUGCCAUCGCAGAAAACAUCCUGCAAUAUGCUGGCCUGCUCAAGGAAGCCCAAGUGAUGAGCAGACUUCUUGAACAGGAAACCGUCUUCCAGUUCGCCAUACUUGAUGCCGGCGAGGAUCACGGAUCGUCAUACGAUCUGAUCCUUUCUGACAUCUCUGGGAAUGAAGACGUGGCACUGCAAGAUGCCCGGAAGCCCUGUCUCGCGGUCAGAGUAAUCGAUCAUCAAUUUUCCAGCAUUCAUCUGUGGUCCAUCGAGAAGCUGCAGCAGCGCCUGGCAAAGAUGCGCCAAAUGUACCACUACAAAGAUCAGCCAGACUACAUACAGCACUUCCGCCUCGACAAUCCCUUCCGAAAUACGGAUCAGCACUGUACUCGUUGA
Cyphellophora attinorum is the source of this 2886-nucleotide messenger RNA. RefSeq names its product Kinesin-like protein KIF1C. The transcript is spliced from 2 exons. The record is from RefSeq and is a predicted model, not a curated record. NCBI's taxonomy places the organism in Eukaryota, Fungi, Ascomycota, Eurotiomycetes, Chaetothyriales, Cyphellophoraceae. Gene Ontology annotation, cellular component: kinesin complex; microtubule. Gene Ontology annotation, molecular function: ATP hydrolysis activity; microtubule binding; ATP binding. Gene Ontology annotation, biological process: microtubule-based movement; cytoskeleton-dependent intracellular transport. Bases 1 to 2886 code for a protein of 961 amino acids.